AUGGACGCUGAGGGAAAAGUGAGCUCAGCUAAUGAGCUUAAAGAACACAUCCGCCUUCUGACCCAAGAGAACGUGCAGUUACGCAGCAAACUGGGCUCCUUCCAGAGUAAAGUGGCUCAACAGGCCUCCUCCACCAGAGACCUGUCCAACAAACUAGUGCAGAGUGAGGAGGACAAGCUGAAGAUCUCCAGAGAUCUCGUGGAUUCACAGAUUGAAGCCAAUAAAGUGAAAGAGAAAUAUGAGGAAGAGAUAUUUGAGCUGCAGAAUAAGGUGCUGUCCCAGGACGGCGUGAUUUCGUCUGUGGAGGCGGAGUGCGAGCGGCUGAAGCUGGAGGCCGAGUCCCUGAGGGCGGAGUUAGCGGUCACUCGGGGUCAGGGCCGAGAGCUGGAGGAGGAGUACACAGCCCUGAAGAGUAACUUCCUGAGUGUGAGCGAGGCUCUGGAGCGGGAGAUCACGCACUCAGACGAGCUGAGCGAAGAGCUGCUGACGCUCGCACACACACACGACACACUGCUGCGCGAGAGACAGCGCGCACACAAACACACACUCGAGGUGGAGAGGGUCCGAGCGCUGCUCAGCAGGGUCUCGCACCACAGAGUCAAAGAAAAGAUGAGUGCUUCAGAGACUCAGCUCAGCGAGCCUGGGAUCCAGAAUGAGCUGAGGGAGGAGCUAGAGAGGAUGAGGAGGAGUUAUGAAGAACAGCAAAGACGACUGGAGGAGAAAAUAGUGUCUAUGGGAAAAGAUCUGCAGGAGAAUAAGAGAGCGAUCCGCAACACACAGCAGGAGCUAGCCCAGCAGUCAGCCGCUCUGAUUAGCUCUCAGUUCCAGCUGAAGGAGGUGGAGGCUGAAAACUCCAAACUGCAGAAUCACCUGAAGGAGAUCAACCAGGAGUACAGAGCACGACUCACGCACUACAUACACGACGUCACGGAGUGUGUUCGUGGUGUGGGUGAGGGUGAUGUUAGCGCGCGUCUGAAGGAGUUUGUAGACUCUAUGCUGAGGGAGGUGAGGGGGUCGUAUCGCUCCAGAGAGGAACAGCUAACCAGCACUGUGAAAAACUACCGCAGACGCCUUCAGAAACUCAACAAUGCACAACAACAGCUGCUUAUUGCAUACAGAAUGCAGCGAGAGCAGAUCCUGGCCCGUGCUGACCAUGGUCUAGAGGCGGGACCACCUGAGGCCACCUUCAGCCCUGGAGAGUCAGAGAUUAGAGGAGAAACUGAUAGAGAACUACAGAGGCUGAGAGAGGACAAAGAGAGGCUGGAGAAACAGCUCAGAGCUGCACAGGAGCAGGUGUCAGUGCUGUCGCAGCCCUCUCAGAGGUAAGUACUGAGCGAGGAGGCCUGGACUGACAUCAGGAAUCAGCUCAGAGACGUCGCCAACACCACACAGGAGGGGCAGGAGAGGGAGCGGCUGCAGCUGAUCAGCAGGGCGGUGCUGGCGGAGCAGCAGGUGUGUGAGCUGCAGGAGUAUGUGGACAAUCACCUGGGCAGGUAUAAACUGGAGAUUACUCGGUUGCGGAGGAUGCUGGGAUUGGAGGCAGGGCGUUCUCAGAGCGCUGCACUUCCUAAGCCCCACCCCCUGCACACAUCACUCAGAAACACCAGCAAAGAAGCGUAA
Molecule: messenger RNA, 1620 nt
Organism: Colossoma macropomum (tambaqui)
Lineage: Eukaryota; Metazoa; Chordata; Actinopteri; Characiformes; Serrasalmidae
Gene: ccdc78
Product: coiled-coil domain containing 78
Exons: 14
Cellular component (GO): cytoplasm
Source: RefSeq, a predicted model, not a curated record